Messenger RNA from Marmota monax (woodchuck), 10805 nucleotides. RefSeq names its product beta-1,3-glucuronyltransferase 1 (gene B3gat1). Bases 7724 to 9016 code for a protein of 430 amino acids. Gene Ontology annotation, molecular function: galactosylgalactosylxylosylprotein 3-beta-glucuronosyltransferase activity. Gene Ontology annotation, cellular component: Golgi membrane. Gene Ontology annotation, biological process: chondroitin sulfate proteoglycan biosynthetic process; carbohydrate metabolic process. The transcript has 7 exons. Lineage: Eukaryota; Metazoa; Chordata; Mammalia; Rodentia; Sciuridae. The record is from RefSeq and is a predicted model, not a curated record.
CUCCACUCCCCUCCCCACCUCUGUCUCCGGCUCCCCGCCCCCCACCGCGCCUCCCUGCCUGCGCCCUCCCGCGCGCUCCCAGGCUCUGGCCGCCGCCUCGUUGAGCCCAGAAGGAGCCGGGCCGGGGCAGCUGGACCGGACCGGGGCUGCAGGCAGGCGCAAGGACCCUGAGGCUAUGAAGUGGCCCCCGGGGGCCCGAAGCGCGAGAUCUCCCGGAGAGGGAGGCGCUCGCGGCCCAAGGCAGCAGCCUGGGGGCGCCGGGGCCGGGGCGUAGGGAGCCGCCGCCCGGGAUGGAACGCGCCGGGGACGAUCCCGACUCGUCGCCGCAGGACUACAGUCUGCUCUGGAUUCUGUCACUGCUGGCUUAAUAAAGAAAAAGGCCAUGUGGGACGGAGCCAUGUGGCAAGGUACUAUGAGGUGAGCAGUCCCUACUAGCAGAGCACACUCACAACCAACAGCCAGCAAGCAGAUAUUGUCCUUAACCUUACCACCCCAUGGCAGUGGAAUCUGCCAGUGAUGUGAGUGAGCUUAGAAACAGAUCUUUCCCCAGUCAACUCUCUAGAUGAGAACACAGCCCAGUUUUUCCUUUGCAGCCUCAUGAGACCUUGUGAAGCCAGGCCUGGAUUCCUAACCCAUGUAAAUUAAAGAGAGCAAAUGGGUGCUAUUUUAAGCUCCUAAGAAUAUGAUCAUUUGUUUGACAUCAAUAGAAAGUGAAUGUGAUGUGCUUGUCAUGGGAAUAGUGGCAUCCCCUUCCAAGAGCUGACAUGGCUACCAGAAUGGGCCUAGGGCAAGGAGAGGGGAGGAUAGGAUAGUAAUGAAGGAGGGUAAAGGAGGUGGGAGAGGCCACUACAUUCCAACAUCAAACCUCUCCCCUGACCCAGGUUGGGCUGCAGGGGUUUUUUUGUAGGGACUGCUCCCCAGUCCUGCAAACCCCAAAGAUAGUCACUGUUUCUACAUCAUGCAGGCAAGGGCUGAAUGGUCUGUGCUGUUCUGAUCACUGUCCAUGUUAAUGUUAGAUACCUUCAUCCUCUCAGCCACAGGGUACCCGAUCCCUGAGACAUGGGCUGUCACCCACGAUGGCUCUCUACAUGGUGGUUUUUCACUGGGAGUCCUCCAUGAUUCUGCUAACCAUUAUCCUCUGUGCCCAGUUCUCUGUCGGGUUUGUCUUAUUAGCUGCCACUUUCUCCCUGACUCUCUUACUCUUGAACAACUAAGCAGUAAAUCAUUUGUUUGCUUGUACCCCAGCUCCAAUGAUCCCAAAGAGGACAAGAACCUGAGCUGUCCUCACAGGACAAAACAUUUGAUUUUUGCUUUCAGGUCCUCACACUUGGAAGACUCUAAGGAAAGUGGAUGUACUUCUGCCUGGAGACCAUUAUUUGCACAACUAAGGGAACAUCAGCAAAAUCAUCUGGGGUCAAUAUUUAUUAUGUUCAAAUUCCUCCCAUGAACUAGAAUGGACUUUUACUUGCAGAGAACCACACUAAACUAAAACCCAAUUUUCAUUUUUCACAGAAUCAUAAUCCAGAUCUAAUCUGAAGGCUAUUGCUAGAAAAGAAAAAGAACAACAAAGGAAUUUCCUUAAAAAAAAAAAAAAAACUCAGUGGAUUAUAUUUUUUGACACUGUUGGCCUAGAAAAGAACCAAAACAUAAAACUAUUCUUUACACCAAGUCUGAAUUGACAUAAUGCUUCCUUUCUGUUUGAUUACUUGGCUUGGUUUUUCCCAGAUAGAAAAGAACAUGGCAGAAGAUCAGGAAUACUAUCCACAGGUGCCAGCCAGCAGGGGGUCAGGCCUGGAAAUCAGGACAGUCGUCCCCAGGUCCAGGCCUUCCUCUACUCCUUCAUGCAGCACCAUGGGAGCAGGGGACAAAGGGGGAGUCCUGCAGCCUUAAGAGUCUCAUAGACCCUUCCUGGGGGUACUGGACCUGACCAUCAGAAUGGGGACAGACUCAGCAAGGUCGUAUCAAUCAAACCCUGGGGCAGAAGUCCCCAGAGGGUGGGCCCAAGUGUGGGCCAGGACAUCCAGGAAGUAAGAUCUAGAUGUGUCUGCAGAAGAAGGCAGCAAAGGAGGCAGCUGCAUCCAGAAUUUCAGGCCUCUGCUCACCCUAAACAUUGGGUCUUUGGGUCAUGCAGCCUUUCUAAGCUUCUGUCGAUUCCUGUGUCCUGCCCCAUAGCAGGGCUGUGUGGGCCCCAGGGCAAUUGCUGGUGGCUAGAGUGCUAGGGCCAGGUUAAUGAAGUAUGGAUUGACUGUGCUGGGAGCUGAUUAGCUCUGGCAUUGGGCUUUUUCUGAGCAGUGCCUGCAGAAUCAAUACUAAUCCCUUGAUCCCAUUAGGGGCUCCUGCAGAUUUCUGGGACAAAGUUUGUGUCUCCCUCUGUUUGGGAAAGACCUGAGUAGGACUGGAGGGAGAUGUUGGAACCUUGGCCAGCAUCCCUCCCCUUAUCUUUCUUUAAAAUCUCCAUUCCUCCUUCCUCCUGUUGUCACAGCCCCACUCUCAUGCCCAGAGGAAUGGGGACCUUCUCCAACCACACCAGCUCCCCCAGCAACUUCUGUGAUGCUGGUUAUGAUACCAUGCAAGGAGCCUUCAGCCUCUGCCUCUGUCUGGAAAACCCAGGCUCCUGAAUGAUGUGAUAUUAAUGUACUUCUGUGCAUGAAUAGAGGUUUUUUUGUUUGUUUGUUUGUUUUGCAGUGCUGGGGAUGGAACUCAGCGCUUCACUCAUGCUAGAUAAGUAUUCUACCACUGAACCACACUGCCAGCCCAACUUUCUGAACCAACGUUUCUUUUAUCAACUAAUUCAGCAAGUUGCCUGUGUACUCCAUUUAGUUCAUAAAGCACACUGAACCAUGCCAGUGUGCCAGAGCAAUGCAGGGAUGGGGGGUCUCCUGGGCUCCUAAGCUGCUGAGCACAUGCUUACUGAGAGUCAAACAUUUGUCCCCAACCUUUUUAUGAUGGUAGUGCUUGUUAUCAUCACAGAAUAUUAGAGAUACCAUUGAGAUGAUGUGUUGAAAUAAGUGUGUUGUUUCUAUGAAAACUAAAUAGUAUCUCUCAAAAGACCUCGUAUGGAGAAUGUGGGAAAAACAGUCUCCAAAUUAACUGAAGAUUGAUGUCAUAAGUUAUAAGCAUUCUAAUGGGUAUUGCACUCAAACUGCUCACCAAGGGUUCUUAGUUCUCUAACCACUUCUUUAACCACAAUGAGCACUUGCUAUGAUGAGCUUGAUGCCAGUUCAGUGCAAAUGUCCCAUUGGCUACCUCUUGGCAUAGGAGAAGUCCUGGCUCUGUGCUGAAAAAGUGGAAACGUUAAAAGCCAUCCAGCAAUGGGCAAUUUGAAUUUUGGAAAAAUGAUCACAGAUUUGUAUUCAGGGGAAGCAACAACAUCUGGAUCUUCAAAAGUUAUUUACCUUGAAAUGUGAAAGGCAUGUAUGUAUGUAUCAUCUGAAAGAACCUUACUUUCAUGGUUUUCUUGAUUAACCAACUAACUACUGCUUCUAAUCUUAUUAGGUAAAAAGUCUUUGAUUAUCCUCCAGAGAUGAGUGGUGUAGAUGAGUUCUGAGUUUGUUUGUAACUAGCCUGAAAUAUGUGUGGACACACAUAUGCACAUGCACACACAUCUCUCAAACAUUAUGUGCACCUCACACAUCACUUGCCUUGGAGUGACCUGUGUAAAGUCUCCUCUGGUUUGGACUAGGAGACCCUUGAGGGAAGCCCCUGUUUUCUUUGACACUGCUGUAUCACCCACAGAUCUAACAGUGCCUUGCUCACUUUGGAUGUGCAUAAUAUUUGUCAAAUGGAAUUCAAUGAGUCCCUUCAGGGAUGCCGGGCAUUACUGAGGUUUUAUUUUUAUUUAUUUUUAUUUUUUAACAAACACAUGUUCAGAAAAAAUAGCCUUUCCAGACUGUAGAAUUAGUCAGCCUUGAACCAACCUUGCACACUCUCCUGACCCUCUCAGACCCAGCCAUUCCUGGCUGUCUAGCCUGAUUUGCCCAAAUUUUAAAUGAUCAGAACCUUUCUCUCUGAGUCUCAGGCACCCCCUAGGUCUCAUCCACAGCCCAGGGCACUGUAAAACUAAUGAAUUCCUAUAGAUAGUUGUUUCCAGAUAUGAUCCAGCUUCAUAAGUUUAUGGGCUUUCAUGAUGUCCCAAUGGACAGCUGUUAUUUUGUCCUUCUGGCUUUGUCUCUGGCCUAGAUACCCACCUGGAUACCAUCUGCUUCAAGCAGGAUGUUUAAGUCAGCUUUUUUUUUUUUUUUUUUUGCUGCUGUGUCUAAAGGAUCUGACCAGAACAAUUUUAGAGGAGGAAACGUUUAUUUGAGGGCUCAUGGUUUCAGAGGUCUUAGUCCAUAGAAGGCCGACUUCAUUCCUUGGGGCUCAAGAUGAGGCAGAACAUCAUGGCAGAAGAGUAUGGCAGAGGGAAGCAGCUCACAUGGUGGUCAGGAAGCAGAGAGUGCGACUCCACUUGCCAGAUACAAAUAUAUACCCCAAAACCAGACCCCAAUUUUGCUUCAGGUACCAGUUAAUACUUAUCAGGGGAUUCAUUCGAUGAUUAGUUUAAGGCUCUCACAGAUCAAUCAUUUCCCCUCUGAACUCUGUCACGUUGUCUCACACAUGAGCUUUUGGGGGAUAUCUCACAUCUCACAUCUUCAUUCUCACAGAGCCCCAACUAUCUUAGCUUCAAUAAACUAAAAUGGCAGAACUGAAAAUUCUGUGAAACUCUUCUGACCAAUCUCAAUGCUUUAAGGAUGAAAGCAGAAAUCAAGAGGGGCAAGCAACAUAACCACAGUCCCAUGUGGAGCCGACCAGGAUACUGCUGCCACCAGCUGCUGCUGCUCCUCCUCCAAUGACUGUCCCCCACUGGGCCUCACCCCUGGUAACCACAAUGUAGGCUUUGUCUCUGCCCAGUGGAUGCUUUGAGAAAUCUCAGGAGAAGGGAGCCUCCUCAUUUCCUCACUUGCUGAGGGAGAGACAGUGGUGAUAGUCAGGGUCUGUCACAGGCAUGGGUAUGAGUGUAGGGGUGGGGAGACAUAGCCACAGCAGAGCCUGGAUCUUCACACUUGCUCACACUACUUUUCCUCUCUCACUGUAACCCCCCAUUCCUCCUUCACCUUGCUCUCUCCACCAUUUCCCCCUCUUCUUUCCUGGGCGCGCCUGGCUAGACCAGGCUUCUCUUACCACCUUUGUGUUUAUUCUUCUGCCCAUGCCAACCAAGGGCCCAGAAGCCAUUCUGAGUUCCACAGUGGAUACAACGUGCAACCACAGACAACUACCAUCCUUCCUCAAGCAGAAGCUAUAGGCUGUGGAGGAGUAACCCACAUUGGAUAUCCCUGCAGCCCUGUCUUGGAUUCAGGCAUAGGUGAACCCUCCCCCAACCCCACUCCCUACACACAAUCAGGCAUCAUUUCCUGUGAUUCCACCCCCUGCUGGCCAGAUGGCUUUCUCCAAGACUGAGGACUCUCUUGGUUCUACUUAAUAACCGCCUGGUAAUUAGCUCCACAAUUUUGCCACUAUGCUUAUAAUAGCCUCCAUUAAAGUUAUGGGGUUUUCAAGCCGUAAUGGCUUCCAGAGUAAUUAAUGCGCAACUGGGUUUAUUGCAAGUUUAUUUUUAGAGCUUUUCUCCCUCAGUCCCCUCCCUUUCCUCUCAUAGAUAUUUUGACCAAAAACUAAAUGAGUUCAGGUGCUGCUGUGGCUUCUUGUACCAUGUCCCUAUCUUUUCCCUUUUAUUUUUGCUUCAUUGUCCAGUCAGGUUCUGGGACCCACAACGCAAGCAGUUAGGUUGGAGGACAGUGGCUCUUGAACAGGUUUUUGUCCAGGCCAGAGAAAGCCUGUAGCCUGUAUGUGUCCCCAUGCCUGACCCAGUUCUGAAGGGUUCAGGCAUGCUCCUGAUGAUAGCAUAUAGCCACAUGGCCCUGAUUUAAAGCUAACUGCACCAUUUUCUAAUUAUUGACCAGGGGCAAAUUACUUUCUCUGACUUCCAUGGAUCCAACUAUAAAAUAGGGAUCAUGAUAAAACCUGCCUCACAGGGUGGUUGUGAGUACUUCAGGGAGCAGAUGUGUGUUAACUGUUGAGCCUAGUCCUUGUACAUCAUGAACACUAUGGGAAACCUUGUUGUCAUUAACAAGAGCCCAAGCAGACCAGUGGGAGGUUGAGCAGGUGUCAGAGGUGGAAGCUGUGGGAUAAAGUGACUUCCCAAAGGGUAAAGCCUAUUAAAAGCAGGAAAGUACUGACAUGGAAGCUAGCCCCAUAUCAACUGAGUGGGUGUGGUGCUCACUUUCUUUCCUCAGUUUUCUCCAUCCUGGAAUUAAAAGCUUCAGGAAAACCAGGAUGUUUAAGAAAGCUUCUAUGUGAAUCUCUAAGAACAUAGAAUAAAUCUUCUCAGAUGUUUUGGUAGCCUCAGUCAGGCCAUUUUCUGUUACUAUAAUAGAAUACCUGAGACUGGGUGAUACAAAAGGAAAGUAGUUUAUUUAGCACAUGAUUCUCUGGAGGUUGGGAAGUCUAAGAUUGUGGUGCUAGUGAGGGCCUCAUGCUGCUUCAACUCACUAUAAAGCAGAAGGCCGAGCAAGCACAAAUGGAAGAGAUAAAACAUGAUGGAUAGCCUUACUUUAUAACAACUUGUUCUUGCAAGGAAUGAACCCACUCUUGUGAGAAAGGCAAUAAUCCCUCCUAAUAAUAUCAUCACCUCUUAAUGGGCCCACCUCGCUAUAGUGCCACAACAACAAUCAAAUUUCAACACGUUUCAGAGAGGACAAACCAUAUUAAAGCAUAGCACUCCCCAUCCUUCUUUAGAUGUAAUAUAAGGUCACAUCAGCCAGAAUAUGGCAUUUAUGUGGAACCCAAUAGAGCCCUGCCAGUAGCCUGCACUCUGAUCCAAAGGGUAUGGCAUAAGGUCACUCUGCUUCUCACACAAGACCCAUAGCAUUCUUAUGUGCCACUAGGCUCUGUCACUUAUAGGGUCGGCUAAGGAGUGCAGUAGAGCACAACAGCUCAGAAUGAUGGUUCCUCCUGCAUUGGCCUCUGUUUCCUUUAACCCUAAUGUUCUGUCACUUAAGGUAAGGCUGAUGCUUGUAUCUGCCCUUGCAGACAGAUUCUGGAGGCAGUGGACCUUUGGUGGGAAGAGGUGAGCAGAGGCUGACCCAGGAAACCAGAAUGGAAAGCAAAGUUUGGUAUUCCAAAGGGCAUCAGAAGAGAAGAGAAGACCUGAGAAGAAUAAAAGCACACUACUUCCAAAACUGAGGACAACAAAAUCCUGGUCAUCAUGUCCAAGUACAGAACCUGGCACUCAUCCUGCAUGGAGUAGUGCCCCAAAAGAAUUUCCUGUGGACAAUAAUAGAGGAAUGCAUUUGCCACAUUUCUUCCCAGAACCUAACCCUAAAAGAUCUCUUCCUUGUUCUUGAAGGAAGCCUCCUAACUCUAUUGCAGUACCCAGGCUAUGGGGAAAAAAAAUCUGGGCCCACAAAUUUGGAUAUCACAAAAGCUAACGUUUCUUGUACUCUUACAUGGGAGACAACCCUAAGAGCUUUAUGAACAUCAACUCAUUUAAUUCUAAGAACAGCCUUGAGAAGUAGAUACACAAUUUUCUAGAAGAGAAAUACUAAAGUGCAGUGCAGGGUUGAUGUAACUGUGCAAGAUCACAGCUUGUGGAUGAAACACUUGGGACUUAAACUAAGGCAGGUAUCUCUGAAGCUGUGGCUGUCAUGCCUAUACCCUAUUGACUCUUAUUAAUGGACUCUCACCAGAGAUGAGGUCUUCAGAGAGAAGAUCAAGAAAGACUUCAUUGAGAAACUUGAUUCUAUAUGUCCCAGAGUGGGGCCUGACUCUUGCUGGGGGUCCACACCCGUGCUUCGGUCUCUGGCCAUCCUCUUCUGCUCUCUCUUACAGGUGUCCAUCUCUGAGGGUUCCUGACCUUGCCCCUGGACAACUGCCCCUUCUCAGACUCCUGUCAGGCUGGACUCUGCAAACCUGCUUCCGCAAUGGGUGGGUUGUGAAUGCUGGUAAUGAGGAGCUGUGGGCGCAGCCAGCCUUGGAGAUGCCGAAGAGACGGGACAUCCUUGCGAUCGUCCUCAUCGUGCUGCCCUGGACUCUUCUCAUCACUGUCUGGCACCAGAGCACUCUUGCACCUCUACUUGCUGUGCACAAGGAUGAGGGCAGCGACCCACGGCGGGAUGCGGUGCCAGGCGCAGACUCAAGGGAGUACUGCAUGUCCGACCGUGACAUCGUGGAGGUCGUGCGCACCGAAUACGUAUACACUAGGCCCCCGCCUUGGUCCGACACCCUACCCACCAUCCACGUCGUGACGCCCACCUACAGCCGCCCAGUUCAAAAGGCCGAGCUGACGCGCAUGGCCAACACGCUGCUGCAUGUUCCCAACCUGCACUGGCUAGUGGUGGAGGAUGCACCUCGUCGUACGCCACUGACUGCGCGCCUGCUGCGCGACACCGGUCUCAAUUACACUCACCUGCAUGUGGAGACACCCCGCAACUACAAGUUGCGAGGAGAUGCCCGUGACCCGCGCAUCCCACGGGGCACCAUGCAGCGCAACCUGGCCCUGCGCUGGCUGCGAGAGACUUUCCCGCGUAACUCCACCCAGCCUGGUGUGGUGUACUUUGCUGACGACGACAAUACCUACAGUCUGGAGCUCUUUGAGGAGAUGCGCAGCACCAGGAGGGUGUCCGUGUGGCCUGUGGCCUUUGUUGGUGGACUUCGUUAUGAGGCCCCACGGGUGAACGGGGCAGGGAAGGUGGUUGGCUGGAAGACAGUGUUCGAUCCCCAUCGACCAUUUGCCAUAGACAUGGCUGGAUUUGCUGUCAACCUGAGGCUCAUUCUACAGCGAAGCCAGGCUUACUUCAAGCUGCGUGGCGUGAAAGGAGGCUACCAGGAAAGUAGCCUCCUUCGAGAACUUGUUACCCUCAAUGAUUUGGAGCCCAAGGCAUCCAACUGUACCAAGAUCCUGGUCUGGCACACACGAACAGAGAAACCGGUGUUGGUGAAUGAGGGGAAGAAGGGCUUCACUGACCCCUCAGUGGAGAUCUGAGCCUCAGGAUGAAGGUGCCCGGCCCUGCAUGGGGGGAGCCUAAGCCUGUCAGUGGAUUCCUCCUGUACCUCAGGCUGUGGUGGGAAUGAACUCCCUUUCUCUUGCCCACUUUCCCCAAGCCUUCUUCUCCAACACUGGCAAAGGAGGUGGGCCUAGAGCCACACAGGUCACUGAAUGACCUGGACCAAGAACAACAUGACCCCCACUAUCCAUACACUACCUCCCCACCCUGCCCUGGGCUAUAGCCCCUUGCCUGGCCCAGGGUGGGGAGGGAAGAAACCUUCUUCCUGUGGCUACUGAAAACUGCAGGCCUCAUGGCUACAGUAAGCAAUGAUAGGUGAGGCAGACGGUUCCUCCAGCCUUGAGAGUAGAAGGGGCUAGGAGAGUCCCCAACUUCUUUCUGCUCCUAUUUUGAGGGAUGAGAAAUUAGAUUGGAGAGAUUUAGGGAAAAGGGGCAGGGAUCAGUUGGACACUAAGAGGAAAGGAGACUUGAGCACAAACUGCUCGUUCUAAUUUAAAAUAUAAAAGGGGAAAUAAAAUCUCACUUCUCCUGAAGCUGGGAGCAUGCAGAGCCGGCCCACUUCAUAUCCAGCUGUCCCCUCUCCACUCCAGAGAGAGAACAGAGUUGCAAACUGCUGCCUCUACCCAGGGAGUAGUGGCUCCCUGGUUCUCCCAGGGCCCUAGAGAGGUCCCUGGCUCUCUGACCAGGACAGCCCCUCUGGUGGUGAUCACAUGCUCCUGAAAGUUGGAAGCACAAUUUUCCUCCCAUGUGAAGGAAAAGUAAAGGGCCUGUGCCUACUGCAGAGGUGUUUAUUUUUUAACUGCUAACAGCCCCUUCCCUUACUCCAUUAAAAUUUAUAGGACAGGUCUGAGGGCCAUGCAGAAACCACUCCUGGAUGUGUAUGUGGGGUUCAGUCCAGACACCUAACAUUCACAGUAUAGCAUUGGCUGCCUAUUCUGAAAUGAAUAUAACUUCCCACUGUAUUCAUGAAACCAUCUGAUUAAAUCAGACCCCUGAAUCACCGUGCAGGAUGUUUUCCCCAACCUCUUAUACUUUGGAUAUUGCUUUGGAAACUGACCCCUUGGCAUCAAGUGUGAUGGCAUGGGACAGAGGAAGGAGGUGGGCAUAGGGCAUCUAUAGAUGAGUGAAUUUAUGUCUGGGCAUUCUACUGCCUCAUGAAAACUAGCCCUGAAUACCAAGGUCAAAUUGGCUGGUAUGAGAACACCUUCUUAGCCAAAAACCUAGGGCUUAUUUUCAGGAAAUUAAUAAUGAACAACAAAAUGAGGAUUUUUAUUUUAUUUUAUUUUAUUUUUGGCAGAUUGCUAGUUCAGUUGUUUUCACCUAAUAUCCUCUCUUAGCUGCAUGUAUAUUUAUUUAUAAUUAUAACCCUGGUGGACUGCAGCCUUCAUCUUUGUUGAGAAUGAGUUUGUUAUAAGUAAGAAUUGGGUCCACAAUGACGACUUGUUUUUCAAACCCAGUCUGUUCCCUGCUCCACUGCUGGUGAGCCCCACCAUAAAGAACCGAAGCCAGGGGUUAGGAGUUUCCAGGGCAGUGGCUGGGGUGAGGGGGAGCCCAGGCAGCUGCACCAUCUGAUCUCUUUUAAUUUAACUGUAUUUAAUUUGUUUUCAAAAUUAAAAGUCAAAUAUGGUUUUUAACAGUCCUAAUUCUUUUCAGCCCUGCCUUAUUUUUAUUCUUAUUUAUUAACACAACUAUCCAACAAUUAUUUGUCAGGUGCCUACCAUGAGCCAGCAUUAUUCUAGAAGCCAGAAAAUGGCAGUAGUGGGGGGG